This is a messenger RNA of Trichogramma pretiosum, 715 nucleotides long. RefSeq lists its product as uncharacterized. Bases 141 to 641 code for a protein of 166 amino acids. The record is from RefSeq and is a predicted model, not a curated record. Lineage: Eukaryota; Metazoa; Arthropoda; Insecta; Hymenoptera; Trichogrammatidae. The transcript has 4 exons.
GUUCAAGUUACUUCUGCUGCUUAUUGUAAGUGAAAUUAAUUUAUAAUACAUCGAUUAUAUAAGUAUUUAAUCUUUACCAAUUACGAGCAUUUACUUUGUUUUUGUUCAUUUUAUAGUUUGUGUUUGAUUUUCUCUUCGCCAUGGGAUCAACUUCUUCAACACCACUGAAACCAGAUCUCCCACCACUUGAUACGACGCAGAAAAUCGUUGAACGUCUUGAAACGAUGGAGGAGAAGCAAGACGUCACGAUGCAGACAUUACAAGAUACGGCAAAAAUUAUUGACUCACUGAAGAACAAAUUGCAAGACGAAGCGAAGGUCCUCGCAAUAGCACAAUCGGAACCGCAUACAACAUCAUGCUGUGCUCAUCCACCAGCACUUGCUCCAACACCUUCCACGCAGUCUUGCUUAACAGGGCAAACUAUAAAAAUGGUGCACGUACUGCCUUUAACUCAUUACCAGUCCACUGAAACCUCGUCUAUGUCAAACAUGCAAACGGAAAGCCCACCACUUCCAGUGAUCCUGGUACAAUCGACACCCUAUUCACACGAUACAGUACGAGUCCGAUAUCGCGGGAGCGGAGGCAACAGUCGCCGAAGGUGGUACGCCCAAAGAAACCAGCCUUACCGUCCCGGACGCUGACGCGCUAACUAUUAUACCAAUAAUCACAAUCAAAACUAAAUUAAUUCAUUGCAUCCCUUGCAUUGGCUCUGAAC